AUGGGCGACCCCGGCUUUGUGUCUCUCCCUCAAGGGACGAUUGCUAGAAGUCAGGGACAGCAGCAGCAACAGCAGCAACAGCAGCAACAACAUCAACACCCUCAACAUCAUCUAACAAGCCACCAGUGUUCACCUUCACCUGUGGUCAGAAACACUCAUUCCGGCCAUAUGGGCUCCUUCCAACCACAGAGCAUAAACUCGACACCCCAUCCUCCUCCUCAUCAUCAUCAUCCUCAGCAACCACCACAACAGAGACACUCUGAGAUGCCACAAUCGUCAUCACCACCCCACAUCGCUCAUCCAGUAUCUCAUCAGAAUUCUUCCUCUUUCAGCCCCAACUCCCUCCCAGGGAACAUCUCAAGAAGAAUGACACAGUCGGAAGCCAGAGAAGCACUCACCACCUACCUCAUCUACCGCCUCUAUCAAACAGACAACGCAAAGUGGGAAUCCACCCGUAACACUGGUGUCUUGAGCGAUCACCAAGCCGCGAGAGAUAUGCAGGCUUUGGGGAGGGACGACGGCAUCAAAUUAAGAGACAGGUUGAACAAGCUCAAUGGGUUGCAGAGACGAUGUUUGGAAAAGAGGUUGAAGAAGAUGAGAGAGAGGGAGAUGAGAGAUCCUUCUGAGGGGGGGAGUUAUAAGAUUGAUUUGGUCGGCGUUGAGGAGUUGAGUCUAAAGGGGGAGAAUAUAAAAUGGAAAAGGGGGGAGGUUGAGGUUGAGACGGUCACCAAAGUCUGCAACCUCGACUUGGGCCACCUUUGCUGCCACAUCAACCGCAUCACCUGCAUCACCUGCAUCACCCGGUGCUUCAAUCACAGCAGCAACAUCAGCAGCAACACUCUCACCAACCUCACAGCCUCCAACAACAGCCUCUUCAUCCUCAACAUCAACAGUUCCAUCCUGUACCCCAACAUGGCUCCAACCUGGGACUCCCAGGUUGGGGACCGCCUUCAGGACCUGGCGGGCCUGGAGGACCAUACCCACCACACGCAGUGA
Messenger RNA from Sordaria macrospora k-hell, 996 nucleotides. RefSeq lists its product as uncharacterized. Lineage: Eukaryota; Fungi; Ascomycota; Sordariomycetes; Sordariales; Sordariaceae. The record is from RefSeq and is a predicted model, not a curated record.